Molecule: messenger RNA, 504 nt
Organism: Penicillium angulare
Lineage: Eukaryota; Fungi; Ascomycota; Eurotiomycetes; Eurotiales; Aspergillaceae
Product: Phosphatidylglycerol/phosphatidylinositol transfer protein
Exons: 3
Coding region: 1-504 (167 amino acids)
Biological process (GO): sterol transport
Molecular function (GO): sterol binding
Source: RefSeq, a predicted model, not a curated record
AUGAGGCUGUUAUCAUUCAUUAUUCUGCUUUUCGUGUCAGCGACCUCGUUCGCAACCUCCUUCGACCUGCCACAUACCAACCCGUCUAUUAUCACUCGCGCGAACGGUUCCCCAGUGCCCGGCCAGAACCCCUUUCAGUUCUGUGAGGAUCCUUCCUCCUAUGCUUUCAAGAUUGAUAAACUAGAUUUGAUACCAUAUCCUCCCAAAGCUGGUCAAAAUACUACUAUCAAAGCCAGCAUAAAAUUCCUCAAGCCUUUAAGAAAUGGUGCAUGUGUUAAGGUCAAAGUUAGCGCCGGCCAUACGGAUAUUCUUUCAAAGACUUUUGAUAUCUGUCAGGAGGUCAAAAAAGUCAAUUUGAAGUGUCCUUUGGAGAAAGAGGUGGACCUCGAGACCAAGAUAGACCUGAAGGAUGUCCCCUCUGGUACAUACCAGCUAUCGGCAAAGUUCUACACAGAAGAUGCGGUUGAAAUUGCUUGUCUCACUUUGUCUAAUAUCAAGCUAUAG